Messenger RNA from Durio zibethinus, 725 nucleotides. Its product is annotated as small ribosomal subunit protein uS12. Gene Ontology annotation, cellular component: ribosome; small ribosomal subunit. Gene Ontology annotation, molecular function: structural constituent of ribosome. Gene Ontology annotation, biological process: translation. The record is from RefSeq and is a predicted model, not a curated record. Lineage: Eukaryota; Viridiplantae; Streptophyta; Magnoliopsida; Malvales; Malvaceae.
UGUCCCAUCAUUUCUAGGGUUAGAGCCUUCAGGGUUUAAACUCAGCGGCUGUCGCUUCUUGUUUUCGCCUCGAAUCUCUCAGAACCCUUCUUCCAGUCGAAACAAUCUCUCUCAGCCAACAUGGGGAAGACACGUGGUAUGGGAGCUGGACGCAAGCUGAGGACCCACCGCAGGAGGCAGAGGUGGGCUGAUAAGGCAUACAAAAAGUCCAACCUUGGAAAUGAAUGGAAGAAGCCGUUUGCUGGUUCUUCCCAUGCCAAAGGCAUUGUGCUUGAGAAGAUAGGUAUUGAGGCUAAGCAGCCAAACUCUGCUAUCAGAAAGUGUGCUAGAGUUCAAUUGAUCAAGAAUGGAAAGAAGAUUGCUGCAUUCGUUCCCAAUGAUGGUUGCUUAAACUACAUUGAAGAGAAUGAUGAGGUGUUGAUUGCUGGAUUUGGACGUAAGGGUCAUGCUGUUGGUGAUAUUCCUGGUGUUAGAUUCAAGGUUGUGAAGGUCUCUGGUGUUUCUCUCUUGGCACUCUUCAAAGAGAAGAAGGAGAAGCCUAGAUCUUAAGUUUGCAACGUGGAGUUUGUUGCUAUGAUCUUUUUAUAGUUCUACUUAGAACUGAGAGCAUUAUAUUACUGGGUAGCUUUUGUGGACAACUUUUUAUCUUCUGGUAAUUGUAUUGAAUUUGUGGUGUCAUCUUGAUCAAAAGGAUUUUGGUUCUUUAUUGCUGUUCCAAACUGUUA